This is a messenger RNA of Chelmon rostratus (copperband butterflyfish), 2517 nucleotides long. RefSeq names its product 2-lysophosphatidate phosphatase PLPPR4 (gene plppr4b). The transcript has 7 exons. Bases 1 to 2517 code for a protein of 838 amino acids. Gene Ontology annotation, biological process: signal transduction; axonogenesis; phospholipid dephosphorylation. Lineage: Eukaryota; Metazoa; Chordata; Actinopteri; Chaetodontiformes; Chaetodontidae. The record is from RefSeq and is a predicted model, not a curated record. Gene Ontology annotation, molecular function: phosphatidate phosphatase activity.
AUGUCUGCGAGAGUGAAGGGGAUCCUGACCAAAGACAGUGUCACCCUGCUGCCAUGUUUCUAUUUUGUAGAGCUACCGAUCCUGGUGUCGUCCGUGGUCAGUCUGUACUUUCUGGAGUGGACGGAUCUGUUCAAGCCGGUGAAGUCUGGCUUCAACUGCCAUGACCGCAGCCUGAGCCUGCCCUACAUCGACCCCAACCAUGAGGUCAUCCCCCUGCUGAUGCUGCUCAGCCUGGCCUUCGCUGGACCAGCCAUCACGAUAAUGAUUGGAGAGGCCAUCCUGUUCUGCUGUCUGUCUCGGAGGAAGAGUGGUGGCGGUGCUGAGGCUAACAUCAAUGCCGCUGGCUGCAACUUCAACUCCUUCAUACGCAGAGCUGUCCGCUUCGUUGGGGUUCAUGCAUUCGGUCUUUGUGCCACGGCCCUCAUCACUGACAUACUUCAACUAAUGACAGGCUACCCAACGCCCUACUUCCUCACUGUGUGUAAACCCAACUACACCACCCUCAACGUCAGCUGUGAGCAGAACCCCUACGUCUUGGAGGAUAUCUGCUCAGGGGCCGACCCUGCAGCCAUCAACCAGGGCAGAAAAUCCUUCCCGUCACAGCACGCUACUCUUGCAUCCUUCGCCGCUGUCUAUGUUUCGAUGUACUUCAACAGCACUCUGACAGACUCAUCCAAGCUGCUCAAGCCACUGCUGGUCUUCUCCUUUAUCAUCUGUGCCAUCAUUUGUGGUCUGACCCGGAUUAUUCAGUACAAGAAUCACGCCAUCGAUGUCUACCUGGGCUUCUUGCUUGGGGGUGCUAUCGCUGUCUACCUGGGGUUGUAUGCAGUCGGAAACUUUCAGCCUAGUGAGGAGGCCAACACCAGCCCCCCUCCACUGCUACAACGCCCCCCUUGCUCCUUGCCCCACAUAAGCCAAGAAGCUGUACUCCACCACCUGCAAAUGAAAGCCAGCAUGUCUGGGGAGCCUGGCAUGCCCACCUCCCACUCUGAGGGCCUCCUCCACCGAGGCCUUCAACAGCAAAGACCUGAUGAGAAACGCUCCAGUGCAGAUGUGGAAGUGAUCUCCCCCCGCAGUCCUCAGAACAAAGACGCCAUGGUGACCUUUAGCCACACCCUUCCUCGGGUCCACACCCCCCAGGCCAUGGCAGCAUAUGAGGAAGCAGCCAGACGUCAUGCUGCCACCCUCCACCAUGCCUCCAUGGACUCUAGCCGCUCAAAGCAGCUUCUGUCUCAGUGGAAAAGUAAGAACAACAACCACAAAUGCUCUCUACAGGUUCCAGACUCCUUCUCUUCCUCUGUAGACUCAUCAUCUGGCCAGUCCACCCAGCAUCCGCACCACCAUGGCAGCAUGGAGCUCCGAUCUAGCUCUGAACCAUCAGCUAUGGGCCUGAAUGGAGGCUUUGAUAGUCAUGCAUACAUGUCCAAACUGGCCACAGGUGCUAGUACCACUCUGCCCAGUAACUGCAGUGGCAUCGCCGGAGGGGCCAGGAUAUCCAUGCAGUCCAGACCUGGGUCUUCACAGCUGGUCCACAUACCAGAGGAAGCUCAUGAGAAUUACAACACCACCUCCCCAAGGAUGGGGGUAGGAGGAGGAAGUGAGGGAAUGUCGACAUUAAAUAGCACAGCUCAGGCUAACUGGCAAAGGGCAGCAGAGAAGACCACAGCCUGCAGGACCAAUGGUAAUGGGCAGAGUACCCAACCACGAAUCAUGCAAGUGAUUGCUAUGUCCAAGCAGCAGGGCCUACUACAGGCCCAUUCCAAGAGCUUAGAUGAGAGUAGCAUUGGGUGCAGCACCACUGGGAGUUGCCAGGGCCCUGCUAGCUACAGGGCGCUAACUGAUCAAGACCCCACUAGCACCACAGGGCCCAGCUCACUGGGUAGUACCACCGGCAGUAUUUCAGGGAGUACUGGAGCAAUUGUCAGAGUAGAGGCCCACCCUGAAAACAGCAGGCCGGUGAUCCAAGCUCCGUCCACAGAUGGAAGUGGAUCAUGGAGGUGGCGGUCCCUGGAUCAUGGCACUGGAGUUGGUGGAGGUACAGGGACCGGUGGAGCAGGGGGAAUAUCAGGAGGAGGAGGUGGGAGUUUGAGGCAGUCCUUUGAGCUCAAUGAUCUAAACAGAGACUCAGAAAGCUCAGACUCUAUACGCGAAGGGUCCAUUGACAGGAAGCGUGCCAAUCACAUUGUUACCACCACUGCCACUCUUAGCACUCCACCCAUAGUGACUGUUCACACCCAGAACACUGGCCAGUCAGAGCAGAGGCUUCACCCCCAGGGUCUCUCUACCAUAAGGGUCACUCCUGGGGAUGGUAGUGGUUCUGGAUCUGGUGGAGGUGGUGGUGGAGGAGGAGGUGGAGAGACCACUUCAGAAACCCCCUCAGUCUCCUCCAGCCGUGAGUCCACGCUGCGGAGAAAAGGAAACAAUAUCAUCCUGAUUCCAGAGAGAGCCAACAGUCCAGAUAACGCCCGGAACAUUUUCUACAAGGGAACUUCGAUGACUCCUGUUUUCAAGGACUAA